GGGCGCCGGCUGGUACAGUUCAGAUCUGUUUCUCCCCGGCUCGGGGCGCAGAGGCGGCAUCGGGGAGUUGUCUUCUGCAAAGGUUGCCUGGCGUUGUCCAACAUGGAGGAGGUUGCGGGCAUCACCUGCGAGCUGGACUAAACCCCGCCUGACGUUCCGGGGAGCGCUGCCCGGUCCGGAGCCCAGGGACUCCGCCGCCUGCACGCCUCGCGGCGGACCCGGCUCCGGUUGCUCCUCGGGCCGCCGGCUUCCCGAGAGGGACGCAGUGCAAGGUGGAAGCGCGGCGGCCCCGAGCCUCCCGGAGCCAUGGGCAAUGAGGCGAGCCUGGAAGGGGAAGGGCUCCCCGAAGGGCUGGCGGCAGCAGCGGCAGCGGCCUCCGGAGGAGGGGCUGGCGGGGCGGGGAGCCCCUUGCACACGGUGAUCCCGGCCGGCAUGGAGGCGGAUCUGAGCCAGCUGAGCGAAGAGGAGAGGAGACAGAUCGCCGCUGUCAUGUCAAGGGCGCAGGGGCUGCCCAAGGGAAGCGUCCCCCCUGCCGCUGCGGAGCCGCCUUCCAUGCACAGGAAACAAGAGUUGGAUAGUAGUCAUCCUCCAAAGCAACCGGGAAAACCACCAGACCCUGGGCGCCCAGCUCAGCCUGGUCUCAGUAAAAGCAGAACGACAGACACUUUGAGGUCAGAGCAGAAAUUGCCCGGAAGGAGUCCUUCCACUAUUAGCUUGAAAGAAUCUAAGUCCAGAACUGAUUUUAAGGAAGAGCACAAGUCUAGUAUGAUGCCUGGCUUCCUCUCAGAGGUUAACCCCUUAAGUGCUGUCUCCUCUGUUGUAAAUAAAUUCAAUCCUUUUGAUUUGAUAUCAGAUUCUGAUGUAUCCCAGGAAGAAACCGCCAAGAAACAAAAAGUAGCUCUGAAGGAACAAGGAAAACCUGAAGGAAUCCCAAAACCCCCAUCACAACAACAGUCACCCAAGGCAUUUCCGAAGCAGCAAGGACCUGUGAGGGCCCCACCUCAGCAAGACGAUGCUCCCAAAUCACUAUCUUCUCAACAACCAGAAAACAUUAAGUCACAAACUCCAGGGGCAGGAAAGCCCACUCAGGGGCUUACCCAGGCCCCUCAGACAGACCAGGCAAAAUUGCCACUUCAAAGAGAUGCAACCAGGCCUCAGACUAAACUGUCAGACACAGUAAGGGGAGAAUCAAUCAAACCCUCACUGCAAAGCCCAUCUAAACCACCGACUCAGCAAGUAAGUCCUGGAAAACCUCCAGUCCAGCAGCCUGGACCUGAAAAACUUUCCACACCACAGCCUGGACCUGCAAAGCCCUCAGCUCAGCAACCAGGGCCAGUGAAGGCCCCAGCUGCACAGCCAGGGACCGCAAAGUUAUCUCAACAGCAGACAGCAAAGCCCCCAGCCCAGCCACCAGGGACAACAAAGGCCGCAGCUCAGCAGGCAGGGCCCAAGUCCCCAGCUCAGCCUCCAGGGCCAGCAAAGACCCCAGCCCAGCAGCCGGGGACACCAAAAUCCCCAGCUCACCAACCUGGGCCACAUUCUACAACUCAGCCACCUGGGCCUGCAAAGACUCCAGCACAGCAGGCUGGGCCACUGAAGUCUGUGACUCAGCAGCCUGGGCCAGGAAAGACUCCUGCUCAGCAGCCUGGGCCAGCCAAGCCCCCACCUCAGCACCCUGGCCCAGCAAAGCCCCCACCUCAGCAGCCUGGCCCAGCAAAGCCCCCACCUCAGCAGCCUGGCCCAGCAAAGCCCUCCGCUCAACAGCCUGGCCCAGCAAAGCCCUCCGCUCAGCAGCCUGGGCCAGCAAAGCCCUCCGCUCAGCAGCCUGGCCCAGCCAAGCCCUCCGCUCAGCAGUCUGGCCCAGCCAAGCCCUCCGCUCAGCAGUCUACAAAACCAGUAAGCCAAACAGGAGCUGGGAAACCUCUGCAGCCACCGACUUCUCCAUCUGCAGCACAGACUCCAGUACAAGGCCUCCCUAAAAUCAUCUGUCCUCUUUGCAAUAUCACUGAACUUCUGCUGCACGUUCCAGAAAAGGCCAAUUUUAGCACAUGCACUGGGUGUCACACCACUGUCUGUAGUCUCUGUGGUUUUAAUCCCAACCCUCAUUUAACCGAGAUAAAAGAGUGGCUCUGUUUAAACUGUCAGAUGCAGAGAGCUCUAGGAGGUGAUCUGGCCCCAAUUCCAUCAUCACCCCAGCCGAAACUGAAGACUGCCCCAGUUAUUCCUACAUCAGCAGUGAGCAAACCAUCCCCGCAGUCACAGCAGAUUUCUCCAAAGAAGGAUACUGCACCCAAACAAGAUAUCUCAAAGGCUCCUGAAUCUAAGAAGCCCCCACCACUCGUGAAACAACCAACCCUUCAUGGUUCGCCCCCGGUCAUGGCCAAGCAGCCUCCUGUGGCAGAGUCCUCAUCCAAGCCAGCCCCUCCCAAAGAGCCUUCUGUCCCAUCUGAGCAGGCCAAGGUCCCCAUGGCUGAUGACAAACCAAAGCAGCCCAAGACAGUAAAGCCAGCAACAGACAUUGUGUUUUCAUCAUCGAUUGCAACAAAACCUGAUAAUUCAAGCUCCAAAGUACAGUCACAGGAUCAAGAGAAAACAACCGCUCCUCUAAAACCAGACUCUGCCAAACCCUCACAAAGUUUUCCACUAAUAGGAGAAAAGGUCACCCCAUUCGAUUCUAAAGUCAUACCUCGACCUGCAUCAGAUUCGAAAAUUAUUUCACAUCCUGGGCCUAGGAUGGAGAGCAAAGGUCAAAAACAAGUUGAUCCUGUUCAAAAGAGGGAAGAACCCAAGAAAGCACACACCAAAAUGAGUCCUAAACCAGAUGCCAAACCGAUGCCAAAAGGGUCAUCAACACCUCCGGGUCCACGACCUACCACUGGCCAAACUGCACCCCCAUCUCAACAGCCACCAAAGCCUCAGGAGCAGUCGAGACGUUUCAGUCUGAAUCUGGGAAGUAUUACUGAUGCCCCUAAAUCACAGCCUACCACUCCUCAAGAAUCUGUGACUGGGAAACUCUUUGGGUUUGGAGCAUCGAUCUUCAGCCAGGCAUCAAAUCUAAUCUCCACAGCAGGCCAGCCUGGAUCUCAUUCACAGAGUGGGCCAGGGGCCCCAACCAAACAAGUCCCGCCUCCUUCACAGCCACCUUCGUCUCAGGGGCCACCCAAGUCUAUGGGUCAGGUACUGCCAGCACCUGCAAAGGUGAUCCCUGUGAAAAAGGAAACAAAAGCUCCAGUAGCUGAGAAAUUAGAGCCCAAAGCUGAACAAGUUCCAACAACAAAAAGAACAGAAGCAGAAAAGAAGCCCCUGCCUGCUAAGGAGAGCAAAUUGCCAAUAGCUGAGCCUCAAAAAGCGGCCCUUCCCGACAAGCUGGAGAAAACCCCCGAACCACAGUCAGCCUGUCCUCUCUGCAAAACUGAACUCAACAUAGGUUCUAAGGAUCCUCCUAACUUCAACACUUGUACUGAAUGCAAGAAUCAAGUAUGUAAUCUCUGUGGAUUUAACCCUACACCACACUUGACUGAGAUUCAAGAAUGGCUUUGUUUAAAUUGCCAAACCCAGAGAGCGAUAUCAGGGCAGCUUGGAGACAUGGGCAAAAUGCCAUCUACACCAUCAGGACCAAAAGCCUCUCCAAUGCCUGUCCCUGCAGAACAACCACCUCAGAAAGCAGCAAUGCCUGCUCAAGUAAAAGUGAAAAAGAAGGAACAAGAAGUAAAAACAGAAGCUACAAAAAUCAUUCCAGAAAAAGUAAAAGAACCACCUUCAAUUGAAAAAAUGCCCCCCAGGGUGACUACAGAUCAAAAACAAGAAGAGAGUAAACAAGCAAAAGAUAAAGCUUUAGCCCCUCAAGAAAAAAAGCCACCCCCUGAAGACAAAAAAACACUUCCAGAAGAAAAAAAGCCAACCACUGAAGAAAUAAAGCCAGCUCCUGAAGAAAAAAAGCCACUUCCUGAAGAAAAAAAGCUACCUCUUGAGAAAAAGUCAACUCCUAAAGACAAAAGACCAGCCCCUGAAGACAAAAAGUUACCCCCAGGGGCAAAAACAUCAGCUCUAGAGCAGGAACAGAAACAAGACUUACUUAAAACUCAAGUAGUACAAAUUGCUGAAGAAAAGCCUGAAGGCAGGGAGGCUCCACAGGCAGUGCAAGAAAAGAAACCACCACAAACCAAGAUAGAAGAUUUACCAUCUGGGACACCUCAGAGUUUGCCUGAGGAAGAUGAUAGGACAACUCAAAAAAUAAAAGAUCAGCCACAGGCAGCAGCAUACACAGCAAAGCCGGAUCAGAUGGGAUCUGGGAAAGAAAAAACCGAAAAGGAAGAUGACAAAUCAGACACCUCAAGUUCUCAACAGCCGAAAAGCCCACAAGGUCUAAGUGACACAGGAUAUUCUUCAGAUGGCAUAUCAGGGUCACUUGGUGAAAUUCCAAGUCUUAUUACAAGUGAUGAAAAGGAUUUGCUCAAGGGACUCAAAAAGGACUCUUUUUCACAAGAAAGCAGCCCUUCCAGCCCCUCAGAUUUGGCCAAGUUAGAAAGUACAGUUCUGUCCAUUUUGGAAGCCCAGGCAAGUACUCUUGUUGAAGAAAAGUCAGAAAAGAAAACACAACCUCCUGAUGUUUCUUCGGAGCAGCCUAAGGACCAACAGAAAACUCAGAGUUUAACUGAAACACAGGAAACUACAAUUUCAGAAGGGAAGUUAAAGGAGAGUCAAGAAGAAAAAGAUAUGUUUAAAAAAGAUAGCCAGCAAGACGUUCCUUCCAGAAAGGACCAUAAAGAAAAGUCUGAGUUUGUUGAUGGCAUAGCUGCAAGAAGACAACCUUAUGAUUCAGUUGAAGACAGCAGUGAAAGUGAAAACUCACCUGUUCCACAAAGAAAACGGAGAGCUAGUGUUGGUUCAUCAAGCAGUGAUGAGUAUAAACAGGAAGAUAGUCAAGGAUCAGGGGAAGAGGAGGACUUUAUUCGAAAGCAAAUCAUAGAAAUGAGUGCAGAUGAAGAUGCUUCAGGUUCUGAAGAUGAUGAGUUCAUUAGAAACCAGCUCAAAGAGAUUAGUAGUAGUAUUGAGAGCCAGAAAAAGGAAGAAACAAAAGGGAAAGGGAAAGUCACAGCAGGAAAACACAGGCGACUGACUCGAAAAAGUAGUACAAGCUUUGACGAUGAUGCAGGGAGACGGCAUUCAUGGCAUGAUGAAGAUGAUGAGACAUUUGAUGACAGUCCUGAGCUUAAAUACAGAGAAACGAAAAGUCAGGAGAGUGAAGAACUUGUAGUUGCUGGAGGAGGAGGGCUACGUCGAUUUAAAACAAUCGAACUCAACAGCACAAUAGCAGAGAAAUACUCUGCAGAGUCAUCACAGAAAAAAUCCACACUGUAUUUUGAUGAAGAGCCAGAAUUAGAAAUGGAAAGCCUGACAGACUCUCCAGAAGACAGGUCGAGGGGGGAAGGAUCUUCUAGUCUUCACGCUUCCAGCUUCACUCCUGGAACAUCCCCUACCUCAGUGUCCUCACUUGAUGAGGAUAGUGACAGUAGCCCAAGUCACAAAAAAGGAGAGAGCAAACAGCAACGAAAAGCUCGGCACAGAUCACAUGGUCCUCUUUUACCUACUAUUGAAGAUUCUUCAGAGGAAGAAGAAUUGAGAGAGGAAGAAGAAUUAUUAAAGGAGCAAGAAAAGCAACGGGAAUUAGAACAGCAACAAAGAAAGAGUUCAAGUAAAAAAUCAAAGAAAGACAAAGAUGAACUUCGAGCUCAGAGAAGGAGGGAAAGACCAAAGACACCACCCAGUAAUCUCUCUCCUAUCGAGGAUGCGUCUCCAACAGAAGAAUUACGUCAGGCUGCAGAAAUGGAGGAGCUCCAUCGAUCUUCGUGUUCGGAAUAUUCACCUAGUAUAGAGUCAGACCCAGAGGGUUUUGAAAUAAGCCCAGAAAAAAUAAUAGAGGUGCAAAAAGUUUAUAAAUUGCCCACAGCUGUGUCUUUAUACUCACCGACAGAUGAUCAUUCUAUUAUGCAGAAAGAAGGUGCCCAAAAGUCAUUAAAAAAUGCUGAGGAGAUGUAUGAAGAAAUGAUGCAUAAAACCCACAAAUAUAAAGCUUUUCCAGCUGCAAAUGAACGAGAUGAAAUGUUUGAAAAGGAGCCUUUGUAUGGUGGGAUGCUAAUAGAGGAUUACAUUUAUGAAUCGUUAGUAGAAGACACGUACAAUGGUUCAGUAGAUGGCAGUCUGCUAACAAGACAAGACGAUGAGAAUGGAUUCAUGCAGCAGAGAGGGAGAGAACAAAAGAUAAAACUUCCAGAACAGAUUUAUGAUGAUCCUAUGCAGAAAAUUACAGACCUCCAAAAAGAGUUUUAUGAGUUAGAAAGUUUUCAUUCUGUUGUGCCUCAAGAAGACAUUGUUUCAAGUUCUUAUAUCAUCCCAGAAAGCCAUGAGAUAGUGGAUCUGGGUAGUAUGGUAACUUCUACCAGUGAAGAAAAAAAAUUAUUAGAUGCUGAUGCUGCCUAUGAAGAACUGAUGAAGCGGCGACAGAUGCAGCUAACACCUGAAUCCAGUCCAACUCAGCCCCCCGUCGGGGAUGACAUGAUAGAGUCCACUAUGGACUUUGAUAGGGCACCCGAUGCGUCUUUGACAUCAAGUAUUCUUUCAGGAGCAUCUCUUACAGAUUCAACCAGCAGUGCAACACUCUCUAUCCCAGAUGUUAAAAUAACCCAACAUUUUUCAACAGAGGAAAUUGAAGAUGAAUAUGUAACUGAUUAUACAAGAGAAAUUCAGGAGAUAAUUGCCCACGAAUCACUAAUUUUGACCUAUUCUGAGCCAUCCGAAAGUGCUACAUCUGUGCCACCCUCUGACACACCUUCCCUCACCUCAUCUGUUUCUUCAGUUGGUACCACAGAUAGCUCCUCACCCAUUACUACCCUGGAUAGCAUAACCACAGUUUAUACAGCGCCAGUAGACAUAGUAACUAAAUUUGAAGAUUCUGAGGAAAUCUCUUCAUCAACGUAUUUUCCAGGUAGCAUUAUAGACUAUCCAGAAGAAAUAAGUACAGGUCUAGAUCAGACUACCAUACCAGAUGGUAGAACUAGUGCUGAUCAUAUCAUAAUUUCCUUAUCUGACAUGGCACCUUCUCUCUUAGAAUCUAUAGAAACUAAACCCAAGGAGCUGAUUGCUGACACUAUUUCCACUGACUUACCUAUAUCUGAAAAAGACGCCAUGAAGAAAGCCAAAAAGGAAACUGGGAAUGGGGUUGUUCUGGAAGUUCUGGAAGCUUACAGAGACAAAAGAAAGGAGUCUGAGGCUGAACUAACAAAAAUUAGCUUAUCUGAAACUGUGUUUGAUCAACCACCUUCUUCUGGAAUAGCCCUUCCAAAGAAGGAGCAGGUUUCAGCUACAUGCUGUAUAUCUGAAGAAGUCUUUGGUCAAGCAAAACCUGCAUCUCAGUUACCAUUUGGCAGUCCUUCUGUUUCCUCCCUUCCAACUAAAACUCACGCAUUCUUUCAAAGUUCUUUGGACACAUCAGCUCAACCUCCUCCACCCCCUCCCCCUCCGCCUCCCCCUCCCCCUCCUCCCCCUCCCCCUCCUCCCCCACCACUUCCUCCACCAACCUCACCUAAACUAGCUAUUCAUCCUAAAAAAAAGGUAACAGCUACAGCUGCUGUGACUCUAACUACUACAGCUACCCCUCUAGUUGCCACUGUUACUACUGUAGAGACCACAGCUAUUCCAAGGAGUAAUGGAUUACCCACUGCACCUCCUCCUGUUCCUCCUAAGCCAUCUUCAAUUCCUUCUGGACUUGUAUUUACACAUAGACCUGAGCCAAGCAAACCUCCCAUUGCCCCUAAACCAGCAGUUCCUCAGCUUCCAGUAACAACACAAAAACCAACAGAUAUACAACCCAAACCAACAGGUCUAUCUUUAACUUCAAAUAUGACAUUAAAUUUAGUCACUUCAGCAGAUUAUAAAUUGCCUUCCCCUACCUCCCCACUUUCUCCUCACUCUAACAAGUCCUCACCAAGAUUUUCCAAAUCCCUCAUGGAAACUUACGUGGUGAUCACAUUGCCAUCCGAACCCGGGACUCCAACAGAUUCUUCACCUAGUCAAGCAAUUACCAGUUGGCCCCUCGUGUCACCCCCCAAAGAUCAGAUUUCCAUUGAACCAGUGUUUUCUGUGGUUCCUCCUAUGACAGCUGCAGAAAUUUCACGUUCAUCAGAACAGAGCCUGUACGUCUCAGGAGCUUUGGAGACUCUCUCUGCUCUCCCUGUCACAACACUAUCUUCAUUUCAAGCAGCCCCAACUUCAGUUGCACAGUUUAUCACGAGUGAAGUUUCUAAGGCUGAGGUUUCAGCAGCCAGAAGUACAGUGCCUAGUGUCGGUCUCAGCAGUGUUUCUAUAACAAUUCCUCCAGAGCCUCUUGCUUUAGAUAACCUACAGUUAGAGAAGCAUCAACGUAAAGAAAAUGGAAAGUUACAACUUACUGGUGAUGCCAUUGAUUUGCGUACAGUACCAAAAGUAGAAAUUAAAAUAACUGAAAAAUGCAUGGAUCUUUCUGCUUCUACAAUGGAUGUGAAAAGGCUUACCACAACAAAGGAAGCUUAUGGGAGACAAAUCAGUGCUGUCCAACCCUCUAUUAUAAAUCUCAGUGCAACUUCAUCAGUAGUAACUCCUAUAUCCCUGGUCACCGAGACAGUGACUGCUGUCACGUGCACUGCUAGCACAAGUUACAGCACGGGCACAGAAAGCCUAGUGGGUAUAGAUCAUGCAACAACAACACCACUUCAGCUUACUACAUCAAAGCACACUGAACCGCUAUACAGAAUAUCUAGUGGCCAGGCCUUUCCCACAGUUAGGCAGGAAGCACCAAUAAACUUAUCGUUAGGUACUUCAGCACACGCAACGGCCCUGGCUAUUACAAAGCCUGUUACUGCACCUCCUGUUGGUGUCACAAAUGGAUGGACUGAGAGCACCACAUCCCAGGGGAUCGCAGAUGGGGAAGUAGUGGAUCUCAGUACAACAAAGUCUCACAGAAGUGUUGUAACGAUGGAUGAAUCUACUUCAAGUGUGGUAACCAAAAUAAUAGAAGAUGAUGAAAAACCUGUUGAUCUAACUGCAGGAAGAAGAGCUGUGUGCUGUGAUGUAGUUUAUAAGUUACCUUUCGGAAGGAGCUGCACCGCACAGCAGCCUGCAGCUACUCUUCCUGAGGAUCGUUUUGGUUAUAGGGAUGACCACUAUCAGUAUGACCGGUCAGGGCCAUACGGUUAUAGAGGGAUUGGGGGAAUGAAACCUUCCAUGUCUGAUACUAAUUUAGCAGAAGCUGGACAUUUUGUCUAUAAAAGUAAGAAUACUUUUGGUUAUUCUGGAGAAACUGAUGCAGCAGUAGAUCUAACUUCAGGGAGAAUUACUACAGGUGAGGUAAUGGAUUAUUCAAGCAAGACUACAGGUCCCUAUCCGGAAACACGGCCAGUCGUUUCAGGAGUUGGGAUUAGUACCACACAGUAUUCCACAACAAGAAUGACGCCACCUCCAGGACCCCAGUUUGGUGUGGGGAGUGUGUUGAGGUCAUCUAAUGGUGUUGUGUAUUCUUCGGUGGCAACUCCAAUUCCCUCCACAUUUGCUAUCACCACACAGCCUGGCUCCAUUUUCAGCACCACCGUGAGGGAUCUGUCUGGUGUGCACACAACUGCUGCAGUGACUUCCUUAUCCGCCCUUCACCAGAGUCAGCCAACGCCUAGAUCAUAUUUCCUAACAACAGGUGCAUCUGAAACAGACAUUGUAGUAACUGGUAUUGAUAUCAAUGCCAGUUUGCAAACUAUUACUAUGGAAACUCUUACUGCUGAGACAAUAGACUCAGUUCCCACUUUAACCACAGCAUCUGAAGUGUUUUCUGAGGUGGUGGGAGAUGAAAGUGCUAUUUUAAUUGUCCCUGAAGAAGAUAAACAACAACAGCAGCUAGACUUGGAGCGUGAGCUCUUGGAACUGGAGAAAAUUAAGCAACAGCGUUUUGCUGAGGAAUUGGAGUGGGAACGUCAGGAAAUUCAAAGGUUCCGAGAACAAGAAAAGUUCAUGGUUCAGAAAAAGCUGGAGGAACUGCAGUCUAUGAAGCAGCACCUUCUCUAUCAGCAGGAAGAAGAGCGUCAAGCCCAGUUCAUAAUGAGGCAAGAGACAUUAGCUCAGCAACAGUUACAGCUGGAGCAGAUCCAGCAGCUGCAGCAACAGCUUCACCAGCAGCUAGAAGAGCAAAAGAUUCGCCAGAUCUAUCAGUAUAACUAUGAUCCUUCUGGAACUGCAUCUCCACAAACUACCACAGAGCAGGCAGUGCUGGAAGGUCAGUAUGCUGCCCCAGAAGGCGGGCAGUUUUGGGUGACUGAAGAUGCAACCACCACAGCUUCAGCCGUUGUGGCGAUUGAAAUCCCACAAAGCCAAGGAUGGUACACGGUUCAGUCUGAUGGUGUUACUCAAUACAUUGCCCCACCUGGCAUCCUGAGUACUGUUUCAGAAAUACCUUUGACAGACGUUGUUGUAAAAGAUGAAAAACAACCCAAAAAGAGAAGUGCUGGAGCUAAAGCCCGUGGACAGUAUGAAGAGCUGGGGGAAAGUAUGGCAGAUGAUCCCCGCUGUUUUAAAAAGAUAGUUGACAGUGGUGUACAGACCGACGAUGAAGAUGCAGGAGAUCGGAGUUACACAAGUAGAAGAAGGAAGACUAAAAAGAGUGUCGAUACAAGUGUCCAAACUGAUGAUGAAGAUCAGGAUGAAUGGGAUAUGCCUACUAGAUCAAGGAGAAAGGCUCGUGUAGCGAAAUAUGGUGACAGCACUACAGAGGCUGAGAAGACCAAACCCCUUUCCAAAGUCUCCAGUAUAGCAGUUCAAACAGUGGCAGAGAUAUCUGUGCAAACUGAACCAGUUGGAACCAUACGAACACCUUCGAUACGUGCACGCGUGGAUGCCAAGGUAGAAAUAAUUAAACACAUUUCAGCACCUGAAAAGACUUACAAAGGGGGCAGUUUAGGAUGUCAAACAGAAGCAGAUUCAGACACACAAAGUCCUCAAUAUCUGAGUGCCACAUCUCCACCCAAAGACAAGAAACGCCCAACACCUUUAGAGAUUGGUUAUUCAUCUCACCUUCGGGCAGAUUCCACCCUACAGCUGGCUCCUUCCCCACCCAAAUCUCCAAAAGUCCUUUACUCACCCAUCUCACCACUUUCACCAGGCAAAGCCUUAGAAUCAGCCUUUGUACCUUAUGAAAAACCCCUCCCUGAUGAGAUAAGUCCACAGAAAGUACUGCAUCCAGAUAUGGCUAAAGUCCCCCCAGCGAGUCCUAAGACAGCCAAGAUGAUGCAGCGGUCCCUGUCUGACCCCAAGCCUCUGAGUCCAACAGCAGACGAAAGUUCCAGGGCUCCUUUUCAGUAUACGGAGGGCUACACGACGAAAGGUUCUCAAACCAUGACACCCUCUGGCGUCCAGAAGAAAGUUAAGAGAACCCUGCCAAACCCCCCUCCUGAGGAGACCUCCACAGGAACUCAGUCGACGUACAGCACAAUAGGCACGGUUUCCAGGAGAAGGAUCUGCAGAACCAACACAAUGGCCCGAGCCAAGAUCCUCCAGGAUAUCGACCGAGAGCUUGAUCUUGUGGAGAGGGAAUCUGCAAAGCUUAGAAAGAAACAAGCAGAACUUGAUGAGGAAGAAAAGGAGAUUGAUGCCAAGUUACGAUACCUGGAAAUGGGAAUUAACAGAAGGAAAGAGGCAUUAUUAAAGGAGAGAGAAAAGAGAGAGCGAGCCUACCUCCAGGGAGUAGCCGAGGAUCGGGAUUACAUGUCUGACAGUGAGGUGAGCAGCACCAGACCAACCCGAAUAGAAAGUCAGCAUGGCAUAGAGCGACCAAGGACUGCUCCCCAAACUGAAUUCAGCCAGUUUAUACCCCCACAAACCCAAACAGAAUCUCAAUCAGUUCCCCCUACAAGUCCUUAUACGCAAUACCAAUACUCUUCCCCUGCUCUCCCUACCCAAGCACCCACCCCAUACACCCAACAGUCCCAUUUUCAGCAACAAACUUUGUACCAUCAGCAAGUUUCACCUUAUCAGACACAGCCAACGUUCCAAGCUGUGGCAACCAUGUCUUUCACACCUCAGGCUCAACCUGCACCAGCCCCACAACCUUCGUAUCAGUUACCAUCACAGAUGAUGGUGAUACAGCAAAAGCCACGGCAGACCACGUUAUACUUGGAGCCCAAGAUAACUUCAAACUAUGAAGUGAUUCGCAACCAACCCCUGAUGAUAGCACCUGUUUCUACUGAUAACACUUAUGCCGUUUCCCAUCUUGGUAGUAAGUACAAUAGCUUAGACUUAAGAAUCGGAUUGGAGGAGAGAAGUAGCAUGGCAAGCAGUCCAAUAUCAAGCAUAUCGGCAGAUUCUUUUUAUGCAGAUAUUGACCAUCAUACUCCACGAAACUUUGUCCUAAUUGAUGACAUUGGAGAAAUUACCAAAGGCACAGCAGCAUUAAGCACUGCCUUUAGUCUUCAUGAAAAGGACCUGUCAAAAACAGACCGUCUACUUCGAACCACUGAACCACGGAGGUCUCAAGAUGUGACAGAUUUCCUAGCACCUUUACAGACUUCCUCUAGAUUGCAUAGUUAUGUGAAAGCAGAGGAAGAUCCAAUGGAAGAUCCUUAUGAGUUAAAGCUUCUGAAACAUCAGAUUAAACAAGAAUUCCGUAGAGGGGCAGAGAGCUUAGAUCACCUUGCUGGUCUCUCCCAUUAUUACCAUGCCGAUACAAGCUAUAGACAUUUCCCCAAAUCUGAAAAGUAUAGCAUUAGUAGACUCACCCUUGAAAAACAAGCAGCAAAACAACUACCAGCAGCCAUACUUUAUCAAAAGCAGUCAAAACAUAAGAAAUCACUAAUUGACCCUAAGAUGUCAAAAUUUUCACCUAUUCAAGAAAGUAGAGACCUUGAACCCGAUUAUUCAAGCUAUAUGACCUCUAGCACUUCAUCUAUUGGUGGAAUUUCUUCCAGAGCAAGGCUUCUUCAAGAUGAUAUCACUUUUGGCCUCAGAAAAAAUAUCACAGACCAACAAAAAUUUAUGGGAUCAUCUCUUGGCACAGGUCUGGGCACAUUAGGAAAUACUAUACGGUCGGCUCUUCAGGAUGAAGCAGAUAAGCCAUACAGUAGUGGCAGUAGGUCCAGACCUUCAUCCAGACCUUCUUCUGUUUAUGGGCUUGAUUUAUCAAUCAAAAGAGAAUCUUCCAGCUCUUCCCUAAGACUGAAAGCUCAAGAGGCUGAAGCUCUAGAUGUUUCCUUCAGUCAUGCAUCUCCGUCUGGCAGAACUAAGCCUACCAGUUUGCCAAUUAGCCAGAGUAGAGGAAGAAUACCAAUCGUGGCCCAGAAUUCUGAAGAAGAAAGUCCACUCAGUCCUGUUGGCCAGCCCAUGGGAAUGGCCAGGGCUGCAGCUGGACCCCUGCCACCAAUAUCUGCAGACACCAGGGAUCAGUUUGGAUCAAGUCACUCAUUGCCUGAAGUUCAGCAACACAUGAGAGAAGAAUCACGGACUCGAGGCUAUGACCGUGACAUAGCAUUCAUCAUGGAUGACUUCCAACAUGCCAUGUCAGACAGUGAAGCUUAUCACCUGCGUCGUGAAGAAACAGAUUGGUUUGACAAACCCAGGGAAUCUCGUUUGGAAAAUGGACCUGGUCUGGAUCGAAAACUGCCAGAAAGAUUGGUCCACUCUAGACCACUCAGUCAACAUCAAGAGCAAAUUAUACAGAUGAAUGGGAAGACUGUGCACUACAUCUUUCCUCAUGCAAGGAUAAAAAUAACAAGAGACUCUAAAGAUCACACAGUUUCAGGCAAUGGAUUAGGAAUUAGAAUUGUGGGUGGUAAAGAAAUCCCUGGACAUAGCGGAGAAAUUGGAGCCUAUAUUGCCAAGAUUCUUCCUGGGGGAAGUGCAGAACAGACAGGGAAACUUAUGGAAGGGAUGCAAGUAUUGGAAUGGAAUGGAAUUCCUUUAACUUCUAAAACAUACGAAGAAGUGCAGAGUAUCAUUAAUCAACAAAGUGGGGAAGCAGAAAUAUGUGUAAGACUGGACCUAAAUAUGCUAUCGGAUUCUGAAAAUCCCCAGCACCUGGAACUUCAUGAACCACCAAAAGCUGUGGAUACAGCGAAGUCCCCAGGGGUUGAUCCUAAGCAGUUAGCAGCAGAGCUCCAGAAGGUUUCGCUACAGCAGUCACCACUGGUCCUGUCAUCUGUCGUUGAAAAAGGGUCUCACAUUCAUUCCGGUCCUACAUCAGCAGGAUCCAGUUCUGUUCCCAGCCCAGGGCAACCAGGGUCACCCUUGGUGAGCAAAAAGAAACACAGCAGCAGCAAGCCUACUGAUGCUACAAAGGUGGUCUCUCAUCCAAUUACAGGGGAAAUUCAGCUUCAAAUCAACUACGAUCUUGGAAAUCUCAUAAUACAUAUUCUCCAAGCAAGAAACUUAGUCCCUCGAGACAACAAUGGUUAUUCUGACCCCUUUGUUAAAGUGUAUCUUCUUCCUGGGCGGGGUCAAGUCAUGGUUGUCCAGAAUGCAAGUGCUGAGUACAAGAGAAGGACUAAAUAUGUUCAGAAAAGUCUUAAUCCUGAGUGGAAUCAAACAGUAAUUUAUAAAAGUAUCUCCAUGGAACAGCUCAAGAAGAAAACACUGGAAGUGACAGUCUGGGAUUAUGAUAGAUUUUCUUCCAAUGACUUUCUUGGUGAGGUGUUGAUUGAUUUAUCUAGCACAUCUCACCUCGAUAACACUCCUAGGUGGUAUCCUCUCAAAGAACAGACUGAAAGCAUUGAUCAUGGCAAGUCCCAUUCCAGUCAAAGCAGCCAGCAGUCUCCAAAGCCAUCUGUCAUCAAAAGCAGAAGCCAUGGUAUCUUCCCUGACCCAUCCAAGGACAUGCAGGUCCCCACCAUUGAGAAAUCCCAUAGUAGUCCUGGUAGCUCGAAAUCCUCAUCUGAAGGCCAUCUCCGCUCUCAUGGACCAUCUCGCAGUCAAAGCAAAACCAGCGUCACUCAGACCCACCUGGAAGACGCAGGGGCUGCUAUAGCCGCUGCGGAAGCUGCCGUGCAACAACUCCGCCUUCAACCAACAGCACAUAAAAGCGGUCAGUCUAAUCAUGCCAGGAAGCAGCACAGACACAGCAUAGCAGGCGUCCUCCCCAUUCAAAGAACUCAGUCUGAUAAUCUGCCUCCACCAGCCAAUGGCAACCAAGACCAAAGCCAGCUAGCCCUCAGGAAGGUGAUGUCUGAUGGACCAGUCAAGCCAGAAGGAGCAAAGCCUACCAAUCACCGGCCUGCCGAAAGCUCCGUGUCCACGGGUUCCUCCGGCAGCAGCUUUGGCAGUGGGUAUAGUGUGGACAGUGAAGGAAGCAGCAGCACUGCAGGGGAGACUAAUCUAUUUCCUAUUCCCAGGAUAGGGAAGAUGGGGCAAAAUGGACAAGAGCCCAUAAAACAGCCAGGAGUAGUUGUGGGACUAGCAGAUGCUGAAGUUAAAACUCAGGUAAUGGGAGAAAUCAAGAUUGCACUGAAGAAGGAAAUGAAGACGGAUGGUGAACAACUAAUAGUUGAAAUUCUGCAAUGCAGAAAUAUCACCUACAAAUUUAAAUCUCCAGAUCACUUACCAGAUUUGUACGUAAAAAUAUAUGUGAUGAACAUCUCUACCCAAAAAAAGGUGAUCAAGAAAAAAACAAGAGUAUGUAGACAUGAUCGAGAGCCUUCUUUCAAUGAAACUUUUAGAUUCAGCCUAAGUCCCGCAGGACAUUCUCUUCAGAUUUUACUUUUCUCCAAUGGAGGGAAGUUUAUGAAAAAGACCUUGAUUGGUGAAGCCUGUAUCUGGCUUGACAAAGUGGAUCUCAGGAAAAGAAUAGUCAACUGGCACAAACUUUUGGUCAGUCCUACUCAAACCCAUUGAAGAAAUGUGUCUGCUCAUUGUAUAGAAACUGCUGUAAAUAAUCUCAAAUCAAGACUAUAGUUGGAUAAUAUUGUACUAAGCUAUGUUUUCAGUGGUAAACAUGAGAAGAGGAAAAACAGGCAAAAACAUACUUAAAGGCUUAUAAAUGUAUUAUUGUGGAACACAGAAAGAAACUCAAAUGAAAAAGUUCAUAUACCUAAGAUCGGGGGAAAAAAAGGAACUCUGAGACCUUGGACUUCUUGCCGCUGUCAAGAAAAGCAUUGAGAAAAAUUUUGAUUACUUAAUGCAAAAAUCUUUGAGCAGAGUUGUAGAGCUAAAGACAGAAGCUCAAAGAUUAAUAUAGUUUCUAAUGCAGACAAAGGUAAUCCUUUGUGCAGGUAAUCCUUUCAAAGGUUGAAAGGAAAGAACCAAUGUAACAAAUCUGUUUUCAAAAGUCCAAAAAUCUUUCUUCUUCAUCUUAUCCUCUCAAACAACUUACUGUUUUGAGAUUUCGACACGUACAGUAUGUGUCCAAGAAUAGAAAUAAAGUAGUUGUGGUCACAGGAAAAAGGAAACUGAAGAUUUAGAAAUCAUGGCUUUUAGACCAUAUUGUACAGGUUUUCUCAGUGUCUAAAUAUUACAAGGGUGAACUCCACUAAUUUUGGAAUCCAUGUUGUAAAAGCACAUUUAUACAAUUUGAAAUAAUGUGGAGUGAAGAUAAAACUAAGUAGAAAUAGAAUUACAUUUAUCUACACAUAAAGCCAUGACUGGCUAACAAAAAAAAAAAAAAAAAAAAUUGCCCCACAACAUAUUGGAACCUUGGUUAAAAAAAAUCAAAUUCUCCAUGAUUUACUUUUAAACCAAGAUAUUUUCAAUGUACAUACCAAAGGACAUAGACUAAAUUGGUAUGUUCUAAGAAGCAUGACAACUUGUUCUUUGUGGAAUUUCAAAUGAAUGUAUUAUCCCACAUAUUUCCUUUCUCUUGAGUGAUGUAUUGACAGAGAGAAUUUCUUCUGGCAAACAAAUUCUAUUAAUCUGUGACAUGGAUUAAUUAAAUUGGUGUUAUUUCCUGCUCUUCCAUUAUGUUUUUUUUUUUUUUCCUUAACACAUUAACUGAUUGAAAACCCUGACACCUGAAUCAAGUUUGCUCUGGUGCUCCGUUUCCCCCUUUAGUGACAAGAUCAUGGUGAUCAAGUGCAUCCAUGUUGGGAAAAUAGGUGAAACGUCAACAUUAUAUAGAAGUUACAACAUAAUUUGAGCUAUUUUAAUAGUGUAAAACAAAAGGACCAGUGUCUAAGUCAUUACACUGAAGCAUCCUCUUCUCCAUAAACCAACAACAUUAAUACGAGACGUGACAUGGAGUUAAAGGAAACACACUCAGCUGGGUAUAAAAGCCUGGCUUUGGGUCUUGUUUCUGCCACUGACUGUGUCACCUUGCACAUGUCACUGAAACUCAUUUUCCCCCAUGUUCUUCUUUGUAAGAUAAAAAUAAUUAUGUAUUCCUAGCCUUCCUAAUGGGAUGUUGGGAUGAUCAAACUAAGUGAUUUAUGAUAGAAAAUGAAAGCACAUUUCCAGGUAUACUUUUACACACAUAAGUGAGGAAUAAUUAUUGUGCAACUUUUUAUUUUUCAAAGUUUAUAUGCAAAAAGCAUCCUCCAAACCAAUGGCACACAUUGACAUGAAUAAAUUCAGUAUAUUAGCUCCAAAACUAUUUUUUUCUUUAAAAUAUAAAUUUUCAUUUAAUCUGAAAAAGAUGAAGAAUUAAAUAUAAAUGAUUUGUAAAUUGUGUUAUUACAUAUAAAUGAAAUGAAUCAUACUGAUUAAUCCUAUUCCCAUAUUCUAACCAAAAUUAAUUAAAUUGCAUUCUAAGUUUAAAAGCCACUUCUCUAUUCAAGGGUGAGGUUUUAGUGAGUUUAGAGAAAUUAUCUUCAAAUAUACUGUAUUGGUUGGAUUUUGAAUUUUCUAAUUUUUAAAGAAGAAACAUACUUUAAAUUUGAAAGGAAUUGAUUAAAUGUAAAACAUUAAAAAUAAAAUAUUUUAAAAUUAAUCCCAGGUUAUAUAUCUUUAUUAUAUUCAUUAAAAUAUACAAAUUAACUCUUCCCCAAUCUAAGAAAGUUAACAGUCACUUAUUGUUCCCUCUACUUUUUAUCUUUCCUCCCCUGAUAAUGCAGUAUCGUUUACCACUGACAUUUCUUUAAAAUGAGCAUGCAGGGAGGGGAUCCCUAAAGAUUUGAUAUUGUUAGGAUUUUGUUUUUAAAGACAACUAGAUCUGUCCCUGGUUGUCAUGGAUAUUUCCAGCAGAAGUUAGCACUUUAGGAAGCUUAUAAUCAUCACUCAUAAGCAGGGAAGAAAAUGGUUUAGAAGAUCUCCUUCUGACAUAAAAAGGCUCUGCUAUUUUCCCUUAAAAAGGAAACUCUGGCUCACCUUAGGUCCUCUUCUGCAGCCACUUACAUUCAGAGAUAUGCAUAAGAAGUUGUAUGCCCAGUUAGUUUACUUCAUUCUAUUUUCAAUUUCUUUUAAAAUAAUACAAAUGGAGGUGUCACCCAAACACAAAUCAUCCCUUUGUAGCUAUUUGACCUAACAGAGUAGUAGUCUUCCCAUUAUUGGUGACCCUCUGUUCCAAGGAACGGAUGAUGAGGCCAGGUCAAUCAAGAGCGUUAACAACAGGGCUUCUUUUUGUGCACCAGCAUCCCCCUUCAGAAAGCAUAAGAUCCUGCCAAAGUGUGCCAAGUGUGCAGCUAACCAAACUCCUAGGUUGUGCUGGAAUUAUUCUAUGCAACACUGAUCCUUAUACGAAUGCACUUCUUCUGAAUGAUGUCGAUUAUCCUUCUUACAACAAAAGUGUUGCUUUUUUAAUGGCAAAUAGGGCUCUUGGUGUUUUUUACUUUUUUUGUAUAUAUCACAGCACCUAAUUUUUCACUUUUUAUUUUAUUUUUAUUUUAUUGGCUUUAGCUUUUUUUUAAUCCUAAUAGUGACAAAGUUUGUAAUUUCUAAGUAACAUGUGAUUUGUCCAGUUACAUCACUUACACCUUGAAAAGCAUAUUAAUUUUCUCCAGUUUCAUUUAGUCAUCAAAGACUGAAAUUGCUUCUUGGAUUAAAAUUUGGUCCUGAAAAAACUUUUAGCUGUAGAAGUAAAAGCACAGAGUGAAUUUUUACAAAAAACAGGGAUUUACAGAUGGUCAUCACAGACAUAGAUAACACUAGUUGUAAGAAGUUUGUGUUGUCCCUGUUUUUAUUUAAGAUUAAGGAGAUUUUUGGUGACUCUGAACUCUUUAUUUAUGAUUUCAGUUUAAUAGAAUGGUAUCCAAGACUAAGGGGCAGUGAUUGUCUUUGCUCCUUAAUGUUGCCCAUAUUGUAAUUAAUCACACUAAUAAAUGCAGAUUUUGAGCAUAUCAGUGGAAUUAAUUUUGUGGAUCACACUCAUUGAAAUAGUCAUAUUGUGGGACUAUUAUGGCUGGUAACCAGCUGAUAUUGAUUCUUAUUAUAGGAAUGGUUGUGAUGAUAGUGGUGAUAGAGUAAUGACACUAGGUUGGUGGUGAUGUGAAAUAAAUUAAAAUUUAGCAAAUAUACUAUAUUGUGCCCAAUUUAUUAGAAAUUAUUUCAUCAAUGUUUUAUUUCAUUAAGAUAUCAUAAAGAUGUUUAUAGUAUUUUUUUACUUUAUUAUUUAAAUCAUAACUAACAAUAUUUUUAAAAACUUAUUUUCAUUGCUGCAAUGUCUAAUAUUCCAAAAGCAGCUGACUACAACUAUAUAUGUUUAUAACUCUAAGUAUGACAGAGUGAUUUUCCCUCUUUUUGAGCUUGAGAUGGAAGUGAAAGAAAGCUCAAAGAAUAAUUAUGAGCUGUCUCUUUAAUAAUUACUUGCCUUUGAUGUAAUACAAGAAUGAAUGAGUGAAAUAGAUUUUCUCAUUGAAUAUGACACAUUGAUGUUUUCUGUAUGUUCCAUGUUGUUGUUAUUUAUAAAGAUACCCAUUAAAUGAAAAUCAUUUAAUCAAAUGGUUCCUUAUCUUGAUAGGUAGAUUGAGAGCAUUUUCUUAACCGGUUACCCUGUAUAUAAUGAUACAUUUGGUAAAAUAGACAAAGUUGAAUUAUUAAUUUCAUUUGGCAUUCAGCAUGUGAAUAUUGUUUGAUUGUGUCUACGUAUCUGUUGGUGAUGUGACCAGGUGCUCCUACUAUCAAUUAAUGUGUGUGCUGAUAUCCUAACAAAAACACAUCUGAUGUUAAAAGAAAAAAAAAAUCUUGUCUAAAAAAAAAUAAAAACCUAAUAAAAUUGAUUUCAAAAUAAAAAAUUAAGUACUUGGAGAUAUGUCUUGUUUCUAACUAUACGUUGCAUGCCGUGUUGGUGAUUUGCUAAUGUAUUUUUGUUUCCUGUUCUACCCAAAUCUCUCUGGAAAAUCUAAUGAACAAAUACAAAUUCUUGGGAUAAAGGUUGAAUAAAUUGAACUGAAAUACAUGAGAAUUGUAUUUAAAAAUGCUUGUAAAUCUGUCUUGAGUUUUACUCUAUGUAAAAAUAUGUCUUGGUUUUGUGGUUAUAUACAAGAUGUAUCUUGAUAACUUAUGCAAAUUGUGCUGUUUAAAGGCUGCUGCCUCAGCCUUACUAAUAAAUAUUGAAAAUAUCAA
Rhinolophus ferrumequinum (greater horseshoe bat) is the source of this 20487-nucleotide messenger RNA. It is a transcript of the gene PCLO, whose product is annotated as piccolo presynaptic cytomatrix protein. The record is from RefSeq and is a predicted model, not a curated record. Gene Ontology annotation, biological process: protein localization to synapse; presynaptic active zone assembly. The transcript is spliced from 26 exons. Gene Ontology annotation, cellular component: glutamatergic synapse; axon; cytoskeleton of presynaptic active zone. Gene Ontology annotation, molecular function: metal ion binding; structural constituent of presynaptic active zone; protein binding. Bases 307 to 15891 code for a protein of 5194 amino acids. Lineage: Eukaryota; Metazoa; Chordata; Mammalia; Chiroptera; Rhinolophidae.